Molecule: messenger RNA, 5873 nt
Organism: Paralichthys olivaceus (Japanese flounder)
Lineage: Eukaryota; Metazoa; Chordata; Actinopteri; Pleuronectiformes; Paralichthyidae
Gene: stard13a
Product: StAR related lipid transfer domain containing 13a
Biological process (GO): signal transduction; actin cytoskeleton organization; regulation of Rho protein signal transduction
Molecular function (GO): GTPase activator activity; protein binding; lipid binding
Source: RefSeq, a predicted model, not a curated record
AUCAAACCAAGAAGAAGAAAAAGCUCUGCAGGUGUGCUGGUGAAGAAACACCUGAGAUGGACCCGGACACUCUGCAACCUACGAGUGCCAAGCUGCCGUGGCUGGAUACCCGCGUUGCCUCCCUGUUCUUCACACUGCUGCGCUGGAUGAGUUCGUGAAUGAAACAACUCCUGUGCUGAACCAUCUGCUCAGGUAUUUUCUGGGGGAAUUCAAAUGUGGGCUAAAGUGUAAAUUACCGACGACUCACAGCUUCAUCUUAGCUGCUUUAUCACAUCUGCUGAUUCAUCAGGAUCUGUUCAUGAGGCAAAGGUGUGCUCACCAGAAAGCAACUCACAGAUGAGGACUGGUUCACGAGAAAUGCUCGAAGGCCCGGUAGCGGCUGUUCUUCAGCAGCAGCCUAACAGGGAUAUUUACCUGCAGGCGGUGGGUGUCCCUCUGCAUGGCCCGCAAGGUCAAGUUCCCUUCCUGACUCAAAGCUCCAGCAACUGCAGGAGAACCAUGUCUGAACUUGUUCCUCUGCUAAACUGUGCUCCAGAGCCUGUGGCCAGUCAUGACGAACGGAGGGAGAUGAAGGUGGAUAACAGCUCCACUUGUGAUACAACAAAUCCUGACUUAAAGCAGAAAGGACACAGCGGAAGCUCAGAAGUGACUCAUGGAAAAGACAUGGAGGUGUCAGACCAGGAGAACAGAGCUGCUGCUCAUAAUAAUUCUCAUUGUGGAGCCACAUCACCUCAGCAACAAGAAAGAAGCCCCAGUGUGUCUCCAUCAGAAGGCUGUUCAUCAGACGUGCUCAGAAUAGUGAAGCACCAGCCGAGCGUCAUCGUGUUCUGUGACUAUGAUUGUGACAACCGGGAGACUUUGUCCAACGAUAGCUCUGAUGGCGACGAGUCCUCCUCGCCCAACACGGAGGAGGGAGAGGGUGACAAUGACGAGGAUGAUGACUUUCCGGAGACGUUGCAAUAUAAGGAAUUCCUGGUCAGUCGUCGCCGUAGAAACUUGAGCAGGAACAGGAAGUGCUUGAGGAAGAGACAGGAUGCCCAGCCUAUUGGCUCCGCAGCUGGCCGCCCGAAGCCCACCAACCAGGGCAGAACCAAGUCCACAGGUGGCAGGGAGGAAGAGGAGAACAAUGGAAAACAGGCUGUGGCUUGUGACUCCAUGAAGCUGUUGAUGAACAAGUUGGUUCAUAUCAAUGAGGAGAACCAAGAAGUCCAAAGGGCUGAUUCCUCCAAACCAGAUGAGACCAAAGCUGAACCGGAGCAGCAGAGCACCAUGGGUGCCCCUGCUGUGGCCAGGACGGCGAGCCAAGCCCAGAGUCAGGAUCAGGGCAGCUGCAGAUCUCCAGACAAAUGUGAGCCACUGACUAGACGUCGCUCACGACCUUUGACUCGGAGCAGGCCCCUGAUCCGCUCGUCCCUCUCGUCCCCCUCUCACCUCCACGCUCGACGGGCCAGGGCUGCUGCAAGGAUCCCCAGCGGAUCAGCAGAGAUUGAGGCUAAGGAGGCUUGCGAUUGGCUUAGAGCAGCAGGAUUUCCACAGUACGCCCAGCUUUAUGAAGAUUCACAGGUUCCAGUUGACAUUUCCUCAGUGAAAAGGGACCAUGACUUCUUGGACGGGGAUCUGGUGGAGCCGUUAUGUCGACGUCUAAAUACUCUGAACAAGUGUGCCUCCAUGAAACUGGAUGUCAGUCACCCCAAGAAGAAAGGUUAUGACUCUGAUGAAGAUGACCCGUUGGCGAUCAGUAAACGGUGGACGUUUGAGUGGAGCAGCCGGCGCUGGUCUCGUCUACAAGACUUCCUGUUGGACAGCACCACUGACAGCAGCCCGACAGGUCAGGGGGAGGGUCUGCGCAGCACAGUGAGCAGCGAGAGCGUCCUGACAGACCUAAGCGAGCAGGAGAUCACGGAGAUCUCCUCGCUGCACAGUGAGGACUCGACCUCCGCCAUGCCCGACUCCAUAUCCAUGGCUUCCCUCUCCGCUUCCUACCAACCACCCAGUGAGCUUUCACACUACAACUCCCUGCCAAUCAAAAGCAGCCGCCAUGGGCAAGGAGGGCGGAGCAAAGCCAAAGAUUUUUUGCGUCGAAUGGAAGUAAUGCGCACCUGGGGGCCGUCAACGAGGCGGAAAAGCUCAAACCGACGCGCCGCCCUCGUCAUCAGUGGGCCGGUGUUACAGGGGGAGGAGCCUCAGGCACUGCAGGUGCUCCAGUGUACUCCCAUCAACCAAUUAGAACCCAGUCCUACACUUAUGCACCAAACUGAUGGCGACACUUCUGCUGACACACUCAGCAUUGAUUUUAAAGACCAAUCCAUGGUGAGAGUGAGCGCCAGCAGUGAGGCAGUGACGGCCAAUGUGAAGGAGCCGAGGAGCAUGAAACCACGCACAGCCAGCAAGAGAAGCAGCAUGUAUCUGGAGGACAUGGAGCUGCGUUCUCAGGGUAAGAGAACUGAUGGACAAAGUCAGUUUGGCAGAAACCAAUUUCAUUCGUAUGAAAACCUCCUCAUUCAUAUCCCCAAAGACCAUAAACCAGGCACCUUCCCCAAAGCUCUGUCCAUCGAGAGCCUGGCGCCUUCCCCAGGUGACAGGACCAAUGGCCCUCAGACACAGACCCAACCUUCUACACCCUGCAACGGCCUGGGUGAGCCCUGGUCCAACAAACCUCUCUCCAAGCCCCCCUGUCCCGGAGCUCCGCGGGGCAGCAGGGUGAGCGUGUACGACAAUGUGCCGGGCUCGCACCUGUACGCCAGCACGGGAGACCUGCUGGAUUUGGAGAAAGAGGACAACCUGUUCCCUCACCUGGAUGACAUCAUCCAGCAUGUCAGCGGUUUGCAACAAAUCGUGGACCACUGGAGCCGCAGCGUGCUGCCCGAGGGUGACACGGGGGAGGAGGAGGGGGAGGGCCGGACCACCCCCAGCGAAGGUGAGAGAGACGGCAUCUCCCUGAAUGAUACAGAUUCGACAGGGACCAGUCGGGAGAGGCGGGACUCUGGAGUUGGGGCCUCACUCACGAGACCACGUCUGCGAUGGCCCAGUUUCAGAACCUCUGAUCAUCUCAACCAGCCGGCAUCCUCGCUGCAGAUCAGCAGCCAGUCAGCAGGCCAGCUCAGCCUGCUGCAGAAGUUCUCUUUGCUCCGCCUCACUGCCAUCAUGGAGAAAUACUCCAUGUCUAAUAAACACGGCUGGACAUGGUCUGUGCCCAAGUUUAUGAAGCGCAUCAAGGUGCCUGACUACAAAGAGAAGAGUGUGUUUGGUGUUCCCCUCAUCGUGCAUGUCCAGCGCUGUGGUUUUCCGCUCCCUCUGUGUUUACAGCAGGCGCUCAGCCACCUCAGAACACACUGUCUGGACCAGGUGGGAUUGUUCCGCAAAUCGGGCGUGAAGUCUCGUAUUCAGGCUUUGAGGCAGCAGUGCGAGUUGUCCCCUGACUCCGUGAACUACGAGGACCAGUCAGCUUACGACGUGGCCGACAUGGUCAAGCAGUUCUUCAGAGACUUGCCUGAGCCUCUGCUGACAAGCAAGCUGGGGGAAACCUUCCUGCACAUUUACCAAUAUGUCCCGAAGGAGCAGAGGUUGCAGGCCAUCAGAGCGGCCAUCUUGUUGAUGCCGGAUGAGAACAGGGAAGUUCUGCAGACAUUGCUCUUCUUCCUGCGCGACGUCACUUCCCUGGUGGAGGAGAACCAGAUGACGCCGAUGAACCUGGCCGUUUGUCUGGGGCCUUCGCUCUUUCACCUCAGCAUCCUGAAGAACGAGACGCUGUCGCCAAGGUCGAUCCAGAGGAAGUACACCACUGGCCGUCCUGAUCAGAAAGACCUUAGUGAGAACCUGGCCGCCACUCAGGGCCUGGCACACAUGAUCACCGAGAGCCAGCGUCUGUUUCAGAUCCCAGAGGAGAUGGUGACCCAGUCUCGUAACUCCUACAUGGAGGCUGAGCUGAUGGUGCAGCCGCUGGACGAGCUGUGCAAGGCUAAUGAGGAGGACGUGGAUGAGGAGGAAGAGGAGGAGGAUGAGGAAGGAUCUUAUCAUGCACACAUAGAAGGCCUGGUCCAGAACCUGCUGAAAGAUGCCAAGGACAAGAGCAAAGUCUGGGUGUCACGCCCAACUGCUGACCAUUCAGAGCUGGCUUUUAAAAAGGUGGGAGAUGGUAACCCUCUGCGGCAGUGGCGUGUGGGCGUGGAGGUGCCUGCAACUCCCAAUGAGGUGCUGCAACGGCUUCUUAGAGAGCGCCCCCUGUGGCAGACUGAGCUAUGGCAGGAGAAGGUUCUGGAGACGCUGGACAGACAGACCGAUGUGUACCAGUACGCCUGCUGCAACAUGGCACCUCAUCCCAGCUGUGACUUUGUGGUACUAAGAUCGUGGCGCACAGAUCUGUGCAAAGGUUCCUGUGCGCUGGUGUGUGUGUCCGUGGAACACGAGGACAGCCCACGCAUGGGAGCGGUGAGGGGGGUUGUGCUGGAGUCGCAGUACCUUCUGGAGCCCUUUGGGAUGGAGAGGACCAGGCUCACACACAUCUCCAGAGUGGACCUCAGGGGAAGAUCUCCAGAAUGGUACAACAAGGCCUUCGGUCACUUGUGUGUUAAUGAAGUCCAGAGGGUCUGCUCCUCUUUUCUCCCUCCGGAUCAGACGAGCACUGAGGCCAAGAUCUGAACCCCAGGAAUCAAGCUUUGUCUUGGGUCACGCUGCCGAAGCAGCUGAUCCAGGAGGGGAAUCAACCAGGAAAUCGACUUUGGUGUCUUUUCAUGCUGCUGAGCCACACUGAGCCUGCCUGUACCAUAGUGUACUGAGUCACAGUCAUUCACACACACGAGAGUAUUUGUUUUAUCAUGUUAUCAUGCACAGGCAUCUUUAAACAUCAAGUCACUAAUUUAUUUUCCAGUGUACCGUAGAACAAACAUUUUAGUUUGUUCUUAUACAUAAUCAGCUCUUAACCAUGUGCAGUUAUUGGAAGUUAUUGUCCAGUUUCUUGAUCAAAUGAAACAGCCUGCGUCGGCAGGUUUGAUCAUGAGAUGUUUGCCAUAGUGUUUGGUUUAAUCUGCAACACCUUAAUUCAGUCCUUUGGUAAUUGUAAUAGAUUACUUAACUGAAGCUUACACACAAACUUAUUUUGUAGUUGUGUAUUGUCAAAGUUGGCAUGAAAUGUUACUCAUAUUGUACGCAAUCAAUACCAGUCCACUAAAUAUGCCUGAUAUUUUUUAAAUCAAGAUCCAUGGCUAAUUCUCUUGAACAUUUUGGAAAAUGAUCUGUCAAAGAAAGUGAAAUAAAUACCUUAUCAACUCUGGUAGAAAUUUAGUUAUGUAUAUUUUAUGUAACCUGCUAAAAAACAAACAAGUACACAAACCAAAAGUUCACGAAUGAAAACAUAACGUCUUCCGCAGACGCAGCAAUUUCUCUAUUUUCAUAGAAUAGACCUGAAAAACAGGAGAUAUUCUCUCCAGUCUGUUUUUGUCAUUUUAGACAUUGUCAAUUUCAAAAAGCCACAUUGACAAACAUCUGAUGAUGACAUCUUAUCUACAAUUAUUAUUUGAUUAAUCUUUUAAAAAACUAGUGGAAUCUGGAUUUUCUUAUACCUACAUUUAUAGCAUGCACUUAAUUAUUCUUUAUUAUUCUAGAGCCUUCUACAGAUACUGUAAAGAUCCAUAGGAAUGACUAAGACCAGUACAAUAUGGAUACAUGACAGCACUACAUUGUGAAAAGUGCGAUAGUUUCAGGAAAAUAGAGGACACAAGGGAUCUGGAUCACAGAAAAUGGGAAACACUCAUCGGGUCCAUAAAUGUGCUUUAACCGUGUUAUGGAAACAUUGAGUUGGAUAUCACUGUUGAUUUAGUUCUCUGUAAUUAUUUUCAGUGUUAAUCUUAUAUAAAUUAAAUGUUAUUUUAAAGUUA